This is a messenger RNA of Chrysemys picta bellii (western painted turtle), 1474 nucleotides long. The record is from RefSeq and is a predicted model, not a curated record. Lineage: Eukaryota; Metazoa; Chordata; Testudines; Emydidae.
GGCGGAAACAGAGGGCAGCCGAGGCGGGGGGCGCGGGCCUGACACUGGAGCUGCGCUGGGAGUGGCAGGACUCCGGCGGCACCUGGCAUCGCUUCGUGCCUGAGCAGAGCGAGGUGCUGACACAGGCGGCCAGGGCAGGGAAGCCCAGCGUGGCUGUGGGUUCCCGCGUGGACCUGCGGCGGAUGGUGCAGUGGGAUGGACAGAUGGGGCAGGACAGAUGUGUGGCAGCCGCUUUCCAGGACCAGGACUCCUGGGGACGAAGAGGGGCAGUGGCUGCCCUACCCUGCCGAUACCUGCCUGGCGCUGGAGCGAGCGUGGCGUGGCGACGGGGGUCCCAGCCUAGAGGUGACGUUCAGCCGGACCCGCUACAUAUUGGACACGGCACAGAUGACCCAGACCAACAUCAGAACUGGGUACCAGCGCCGGAUGGAGCGGAGGGAGUCAGAGGUCAUCAAGACCCUGAUUGUGAAGGGGAAGGCGCCGGUGGAUCCCGAGUGCUUGGCUAAACUGGGGAAGGCCCACAUUUACUGUGAAGGGGACGACGUCUACGACGUGAUGCUCAACCAGACCAACCUCCAGUUCAACAACAACAAGUUCUACGUCCUACAGCUCCUGGAGGAUGAUGGGCCGCGGAGCUACAGCGUCUGGACGCGCUGGGGGCGCGUGGGGUGGCCAGGCCAGCACGCGCUGGUGUCCUGCGCUGGGGACCUUGCCCAGGCCAAGGAGAUCUUCACUAAGAAGUUCCUAGACAAGACCAAAAACCACUGGGCCGAGCGGUGCAACUUCCAGAAAGUGCCUGGCAAGUACGACCUGCUGCACAUGGACAGCCGGCCCCCCGCCGCAGAGCCGAGCUGCGCGGGGGCCUCCCAGCCCAAACCAGCCUCACGACUGGACCCCCGAGUGCAGGCGCUGCUGGGGCUGAUCUGCGACCUGCAGGCCAUGGAGGAGAUUGUGCUGGAGAUGAAGUAUGACACCAAGAAGGCUCCUCUCGGGAAGCUGACGGUGGAGCAGAUCCGUGCUGGGUUCCAGUCACUGCAGAAGGUGGAGGCGGUUCUGCGGGCCGGGGACACUGGACGGGCCCUGCUGGAAGCCUGCAACGAGUUCUACACCCGUGUGCCCCAUGACUUUGGGCUUCGGACACCCCCAUUGAUCUGGACGUGGCAGGAGCUUACGGAGAAGGUGCAGCUGCUGGAGGCCCUGGGCGAGAUCCAGCUCGCCAUCAAGCUGGUGCGCUUGGAGCUGCAUGGCCAGGAGCACCCGCUGGACCGGAGCUACCGCACGCUGGGCUGUGAGCUCCACCCCCUGGAGCGGGACUCUGCCCACUUCCAGGUGCUGGAGCGGUACCUGCUCUCCACCCAUGCGCCCACCCACCGUGACUACUCCAUGGAGCUGCUGGAGGCUUUCACCCUGCGCCGGGCCGGCGAGCCCCCCUUCCGCGCCAGCCUGUCCAACCGGUGAGGGGCUGGGGGGAGUG